AUGUCUUCUACAUCCCUCAUGAACCUACGCACAGCGCGUGUCUUCUCUCCUCGUCUGCGGUUCAACGCUUCGAGACCAUCAGUCCAAAUUCGAGGAAAGGCUACACUUCCUUUCCGUCUUCCUGAUCCUCGAAAUGAACCCAAUCAUUUGUACAAAAAAGGAUCAGAAGAGCGUGUCAAGUUAGAAGAGGCUCUUGUCAAACUACGAUCUCAACUUCCCGUUCCUAGCAGCAUCUUUUACGAUGGACAGGCUCAAAAGGCAGCUCAAUCUUGGGAUCAACCUUUGCCUGCUGAGCAUGGCACAGUUUUCACUAACUACCCUCUCGCGUCUAAGGAGCAAACAAAGGCUGCCAUUGAUGCUGCCCUGCAGGCGAAGAAGGACUGGGAGGAGACCCCGUUUGUUGACCGAGCUGCAAUUUUCCUCAAGGCUGCGGAGCUUGUUACUGGAAAGUACCGAUACGAUCUCAUUGCCGCAACCAUGUUGGGACAAGGCAAAAAUAUUUGGCAGGGUGAAAUUGAUGCGGCAGCUGAGCUGGCGGACUUUUUCCGUUUGAAUUGCAACUACGCUGCUGAGAUUCUUGAGAGACAGCCAACUCGUGGCAGUGAUGGAAUGUGGAGUCGCUUGGACUACCGCCCGCUGGAAGGAUUCGUUUACUCCAUCUCUCCAUUCAACUUUACUGCACUGGGAGGAAACCUGAUCUCUGCCCCAGCUCUUAUGGGUAAUGUGGUGUUGUGGAAGCCUUCGCCAUCAAACGUCUAUGCCAGCCACCUGGUUUAUAAGAUUCUCCUCGAGGCGGGUCUUCCCCCAAAUGUUGUGCAGUUUGUCACAGGUGAUCCGGAGACAAUUAACGAUGUCGCUCUUUCACACCGUGACUUUGCCGGAUUGAACUUCGUCGGCUCUUCAGAUGUCUUCCGCUCCCUGUAUGGCAGAAUUGGCGAGGGCAUCGCAAAGAAGACCUAUCGCGAGUUUCCUCGCGUGGUUGCCGAAACAAGCGGCAAGAACUUCCAUCUCGUUCACCCUACUGCCGAUAUCACCAGUGCCGUGAACCACACUAUUCGUGGUUCCUUCGAGUACCAGGGUCAGAAAUGCUCUGCCACAUCUCGACUUUACCUCCCUGAAUCUCGGGCUGAGGAGUUCUUCACAGCUCUCAAGGCUGGUGUGAAGGAUAUCACUAUUGGAAACCCUGACAAGGAUCUGGAUGCCUUCAUGGGCCCUGUGAUUCAUCGUCGCUCAUUUGACAAGAUCAAGAACAUUAUUGAUAACAACAAUAAGGAUUCGUCGGUGAAGCUUAUUGCGGGUGGAACCUACGACGACUCGGUUGGAUUUUAUGUGCAUCCUACUGUUUACCAGGUCGAUACACCGGAUCACAAACUCUUUAAUGAGGAGAUCUUUGGACCGGUUCUUGGAGUUUAUGUCUACCCCGACGCUGAGUGGUCAUCCAUUCUGAAGAAGGUAGAUGCAGCUGGAGGUGGAUUGGCCCUAACCGGUGCGGUCUUUGCCCAGGAUCGUAAAGCAAUCCGUGAAGCUGAGGACGCGCUCCGCUAUUCAGCUGGUAACUUCUACAUCAACUGCAAGACAACCGCCGCACUUAUUGGCCAGCAAUCCUUUGGUGGUGCUCGCGCUAGUGGCACCAAUGACAAGGCUGGCAGCUCCGAUGUCUUGCGACGCUUCACCAGUCCUCGUUUGAUUAAGGAAGAGUUCUUUCCUCAAUUAGGAGGAUAUCUGUACCCUAGCAACUACCAGUAA
Molecule: messenger RNA, 1746 nt
Organism: Penicillium angulare
Lineage: Eukaryota; Fungi; Ascomycota; Eurotiomycetes; Eurotiales; Aspergillaceae
Exons: 4
Coding region: 1-1746 (581 amino acids)
Cellular component (GO): mitochondrial matrix
Molecular function (GO): L-glutamate gamma-semialdehyde dehydrogenase (NAD+) activity
Source: RefSeq, a predicted model, not a curated record